ACAGCGAAUAGAAACCCCAAAAUGGCUUGGCAGAGUCUCUAUCUUCCUCCGCCGGUAAAAUCCGUUUUCUCGAUGAAUUGCAUUACCUCCGCCAUUGAGUUGCCUGUUCUCCGAUCUCAUUUCAAGCCAAAUCGCCGGCAACGAAAGCAGAACAACUCACAAUCUCAGCCACGAAUUUACAUUUCUCCACAAAGCAACCGAUUCGCUUCACUAACAGCCAACGCAAUUCCAAACUCUCUAGUUCUCGCAAACAGUACUAUUCCUCCGUCGCAGUCCGGCGACGUAUCGGUCCUCCUCCAGACAAGCGGCGUGCUUCUGAUCGUGUAUUUGAUAGCGAAUUUCAUUGUGCCGGAGUUCAUUAUGAAAUCGUACAGUACCGAUGAGAGCGAGGGGAAAGCAUUGAUGGAAGACGAUGAAAAAGGCGCCAGUGAAAGGAGGAAGAAACAAGGCUUUGGCGGUAACAAGAGAUAGCGAAAAUUGAAGGUAAAGCCAUUGAACUUUUUUCGUGUUCUGUACAGAAAUUGCAAUUUUCUUUGCUUUUUUUCGGUGCUUUUGUGUGGUGAAGGUGAAUUCAGGAUUGUGUUGCUGAGAAUAGAGAUUUGGAAUCGGAUUCUCUGUGAUUUUCUUUUGCCAUUUGAUUGAAAAAGGAAAUUCUUGUUGUUUGUUUGAAAAUAUUGUAAGAUCACUUCUGAGAAAUGGAAUCUGGUAAUGAAUGAAGUUUUAGAUUA
Messenger RNA from Cucurbita moschata (crookneck pumpkin), 728 nucleotides. RefSeq lists its product as uncharacterized. The transcript has 2 exons. Bases 22 to 471 code for a protein of 149 amino acids. The record is from RefSeq and is a predicted model, not a curated record. Lineage: Eukaryota; Viridiplantae; Streptophyta; Magnoliopsida; Cucurbitales; Cucurbitaceae.